Exophiala mesophila is the source of this 1397-nucleotide messenger RNA. RefSeq lists its product as uncharacterized. The transcript is spliced from 2 exons. The record is from RefSeq and is a predicted model, not a curated record. NCBI's taxonomy places the organism in Eukaryota, Fungi, Ascomycota, Eurotiomycetes, Chaetothyriales, Herpotrichiellaceae. The coding region runs from base 590 to 1309 and encodes 239 amino acids.
CCCACUUUGAUCAAAUCAUCUUGCAUCUUUGCCUCUUCGUCACAAGUUCCAACUGCGUGUGCUCGGUGCCUCGCUCAACCAAUUCUCGACUAUCCUGGUCUCGAUUUUCUAAUCAUCCACCAGAUGCCAGAUGUGCCACCGAGCAGCCGCCUUCUCACCCCAGUCCUCACUCGCCGAUAUCCACUAAGAAUCUUGGUGGAAAUCAACAUGUCCAGUCACGGCGUCUCGAGUCGUCUGACAAGCUUCGAUGCUGGUUGACUUGUUGGCCUACUUGCAUAUUCCCUGAACUGCAUGGCUGAUGGCCUCUUUAAUGGCUGACCAUUCCACCAUGCUGCCCUCGGCCGACCUUGAUCUCGUCCUUUGUUCGUCUUGUCCGCUGCGACCUGGUCAACGUUGAGCACUGCUCACUCACUCUCCGUUCAAUCUGGGUUCAUUGACGGAAACAACGCCUUUUUGCAUGUUGUUGGCCUGACCUCCUCCACCAUACCCGACGGUUUUUGACCUUUUUCACCGCCACCACUGCGAGCUUCAACCCGGUAUCAAUCAACUCUCUCAGCUUUUCUACGAGAGAAACCUGCCACGGUCAAUCAUGUUGUGGAAAUCAGUUCUCGCCGCAUCCUUGGUGCUCAGUUUCGCCUCUGCUCAUACUGUCCUCACAUAUCCUCCAUGGAGAGGCGACAACCUAUUCUCCAACGGCACCGUGGAUGACACUGAAGGACUGGGUGUUUUGGACAUUGGAACCGGCGGUCGACUUUAUCCCUAUGGCAUGCAAUGGAUGUAUCCAUGUGGCGGCAUGCCCAUAUCAACCAACCGCACCAAAUGGCCCGUCAAAGGCGGCGCCGUUGCCUUCCAACCAGGCUGGUUCACCGGCCAUUCCACCGCCUUCAUCUACAUCAACUUGGGACUCGGCACCAUCCCCCAAAAUCUAUCAUUGGUCAUGCUCAACGGUGUACAAAUCAUUGGACCAACUCGAGAUCCGUACCCGGGAACAUUCUGUUUUCCUCAAGUUCCCCUCCCAGCCGGCGUCAACGUUCAACCAGGCGACAAUGCCACUAUCCAAAUCAUUGAACUUGCCGCCCAUGGCGCCGGAUUGUAUAACUGUGCCGACAUCACUUUUGCCGAACCAGAGGAUGUACCUGAAGUCAAUGAGACAAAUUGUUUCAAUUCAUCGCAACUUCGAAGCGAAUUGAUUUUUACGACCGAGUCAUUGAGAAGUUCUGCAACGAUGUCACUCGACACUUCUCCAAAGACUUAUAUUCAGUUAUCUAUUAUUCUGGCUUCUGCUAUGUUUGCAUCGUGGUUGAUGUGAUGAUAUCAUAUUGAACUCGAAGGAUUCUGCGGCAAUGCACAAGUGGAAAUCCUUCCAUAAGGCGGAGAGGAGAGUACAUGGGCGGCUG